Messenger RNA from Lingula anatina, 1270 nucleotides. Its product is annotated as mucin-5AC-like. The record is from RefSeq and is a predicted model, not a curated record. Lineage: Eukaryota; Metazoa; Brachiopoda; Lingulata; Lingulida; Lingulidae.
ACUUACGUAAUUAAGAUCGUGUAUAAAUUGAUGUUAUCUUGGGUAAUCCAUCAGAAGACAUUGUUGAUUCAAGCAAAAAGUGGACGAGGACACUCCGCUGAGGUAUAACAUGAAUUUGAUGCCCUUUGUGUUUUCGUGUUUUCUGACUUUACAUUCUAUCCAAGGACAUUAUUGGACCGGUUGGUAUGACCGAGACGAUCCUUCUGGUUAUGAGGAUAAUGAACAUAUUACAGAACAAAAGAAACUAGGUUACAUCUGUGGCGGAUGUAAACCCAUCGCGGCGGAGUGUCGCGUAAAGGGGUCAACCAGUACGUUCACUCGCUGGUCUGGAACUGCUCCAGAUAUAUUGGAGGUCCAUUGUUUACCAACACAAGGUCUGCUGUGUCGCAACUCCCAGCAAGCCGACGGGUCCUGCGCAGACUAUGAGAUAAGAUACUUGUGCCCAAGUACAAGUGGUACGUGGACAAACUACCAAGAUAGGGAUGAUCCAAGCGGUACCGGAGACUGGGAGAAUGUUGAGACUUUCAGGUCGACUGACAACGUCAACCUUUGCAAUGGUGCUCGCCCAUUGUGCACCCGGUGUCGCGACAGAGUGACCCACUACCAUUAUUAUGCAACUGGAGACCAAUACAAUACCGACCACGACUGCAACUGGGAGAAUGGCUUGGUCUGUACUACAUCAGUCAACGGGAGGACCUGCAAGGACUACGAGGUGAAUUUUAAAUGUCCAAACAUAGGCACGUGUCUUGCUUGCGCGAAGUGGACUCCCUGGAUGGACAGAGAUGACCCCAGCGGUGACCGCGACGCUGAGCACGUGGGGCCAACUGGCUUUAAUCCUUGCUCUGGACAUGAACCAAUUGACAUCCAGUGCCGCACGAGGGGAAAUAAUGUGCCGUGGGAACUGACUGGUCAGGUGAUCAAAGUGAAGUGCACGCCCUCUGAAGGGUUCGUCUGCGAGAACCGUGACCAGCCGAGUGGACAAAAUUGCUUCGAUUACGAAGUCCGUUUCCUGUGUCCGUAAUUUGGCUCACUAAUACAGUAUGUACUCACUGAGGAAAAUGACAAGCGAUAUCCUGGUGAAUGACACACAAUGCAACCUGAAUUUAGUAUCUGAGAAACGCUUACAGAAUUGCUUUAUUACAUGUACCGAAAACUUUCUGUUGACUUGCUAUGCAUUGAUUUAAAAUUUAGGUUCUUUACGAUUUUUAAAACUGACGCAUUUAAAUAAAGUACCAUUUAAGGACAAUAAAUUGUGCUUCUUUGCAUCGAA